Homarus americanus (American lobster) is the source of this 4022-nucleotide messenger RNA. RefSeq lists its product as uncharacterized. The coding region runs from base 13 to 3498 and encodes 1161 amino acids. The transcript has 2 exons. NCBI's taxonomy places the organism in Eukaryota, Metazoa, Arthropoda, Malacostraca, Decapoda, Nephropidae. The record is from RefSeq and is a predicted model, not a curated record.
GUCCUACUCGUUAUGAAGAUGGCAACUCAGGUCUUGGUGCUGGCUGUGGCCACAGUCUUGGCGGCGUCCACAGCAUCAGCUAAGGCACAGAACUACAACACCUUACCAACAAUCACAAAUGGAGCACAGAUCGUGAGGACAGAUCCAAACUUGUCCUUCAAUUACCGCUACGAAGUGAACGCGGCCGAGACAGGCGACAAGAAGACACACGAGGAAACUCUGGAUAAUGGAGUUGUUGUGGGCACCUACUCCGUCCUCCAGCCCGAUAAUACCUUAAGAAUCGUCAAAUACCGCGCUGAUGACGAGUCGGGUUUCAAGGCAGAAGUCCAAUACCAAGACUUACAGAGUGGUUCAUCCUCAUUUUCUGGAUCAAGCCUGGGAUCGUCUACCUCCAAUAUCGGCUCCUCCUCGGUAUCUAAUCGUGGAUCAUCUGGCGCAAGAUUUGAUUCUUCCUCUAGAACUAACAUAGGAUCUACUUCUGGAUCUAACUUGGGAUCUUCCUCUAGACCUAACUUCGGAUCUUUUUCUGGAUCUAACUUCGGAUCUUCCAGUUCUAACUUGGGAUCUUCAUCUGGAUCUAACUUCGGAUCUUCAAGUUCUAACUUCGGAUCUUCCUCUGGAUCUAACUUUGGAUCUUCCUCUGGAUCUAACUUCGGAUCUUCCUCUGGAUCUAACUUCGGAACUUCCACUGGAUCUAACUUGAAAUCUCCCAGUUCUACGUUGCGAUCUUCCUCUGGAUCUAACUUCGGAUCUUCCAUUGGAUCCAACUUCGGAUCUUCUUCUCGAUCUAACUUUGGAUCUUCCACUGGAUCUAACUUGGGAUCUCCCAGUUCUACGUUGCGAUCUCCCUCUGGAUCUAACUUGGGAUCUUCCUCUGGAUCUAACUUCGGAUCUUCAAGUUCUAACUUCGGAUCUUCCUCUGGAUCUAACUUCGGAACUUCCACUGGAUCUAACUUGAGAUCUCCCAGUUCUACGUUGCGAUCUUCCUCUGGAUCUAACUUGGGAUCUUCCUCUGGAUCUAACUUCGGAUCUUCAAGUUCUAACUUCGGAUCUUCCUCUGGAUCUAACUUUGGAACUUCCACUGGAUCUAACUUGAGAUCUCCCAGUUCUACGUUGCGAUCUUCCUCUGGAUCUAACUUGGGAUCUUCCUCUGGAUCUAAUUUCGGAUCUUCAAGUUCUAACUUCGGAUCUUCCUCUGGAUCUAACUUCGGAACUUCCACUGGAUCUAACUUGGGAUCACCCAGUUCUAUCUCGGGAUCUUCCUCCGGUUCUAGCUUCGGAUCUUCUUCUAGAUCUAACUUAGGAUCUUCCUCUAGAUCUAACUUCGGAUCUUCAAGUUCUAACUUCGGAUCUUCCUCUGGAUCUAACUUCGGAACUUCCACUGAAUCUAACUUGGGAUCUCCCAGUACUAAAUUGGGAUCUUCCUCUGGAUCUAACUUCGGAUCUUCAAGUUCUAACUUCGGAUCUUCCUCUGGAUCUAACUUCGGAACUUCCACUGGAUCUAACUUGGGAUCACCCAGUUCUACAUUGGGAUCUUCCUCUGGAUCUAACUUCGGAUCUUCAAGUUCUAACUUCGGAUCUUCCUCUGGAUCUAACUUCGGAACUUCCACUGAAUCUAACUUGGGAUCUCCCAGUACUAAAUUGGGAUCUUCCUCUGGAUCUAACUUCGGAUCUUCCAUUGGAUCCAACUUCGGAUCUUCCAGUCCUAACUUCGGAUCUUCCUCUGGAUCUAACUUCGGAUCUUCCUCUGGAUCUAACUUCGGAACUUCCACUGGAUCUAACUUGGGAUCACCCAGUUCUAUCUCGGGAUCUUCCUCCGGUUCUAACUUCGGAUCUUCCUCUGGAUCUAACUUCGGAUCUUCCUCUGGAUCUAACUUCGGAUCUUCCUCUGGAUCUAACUUAGGAUCUUCCUCUGGAUCUAACUUGGGAUCUUUCUCUGGAUCUAACUUCGGAUCUUCCAGUCCUAGCUUCGGAUCUUCCACUGGAUCUAACUUCGGAUCUUCCUCUGAAUCUAACUUCGGAUCUUCCACUUCUAACUUGGGAUCUUCUUCUGGAUUUAACUUCGGAUCUUCCAGUUCUAACUUGGGAUCUUCCUCUGGAUCUAACUUCGGAUCUUCCUCUGAAUCUAACUUCGGAUCUUCCACUUCUAACUUGGGAUCUUCCUCUGAAUCUAACUUCGGAUCUUCCACUUCUAACUUGGGAUCUUCUUCUGGAUCUAACUUCGGAUCUUCCACUUCUAACUUGGGAUCUUCUUCUGGAUCUAACUUCGGAUCUUCCAGUCCUAGCUUCGGAUCUUCCACUGGAUCUAACUUCGGAUCUUCCUCUGAAUCUAACUUCGGAUCUUCCACUUCUAACUUGGGAUCUUCUUCUGGAUCUAACUUCGGAUCUUCCAGUUCUAACUUAGGAUCUUCCUCUGGAUCUAAUUUCGGAUCUUCCUCUGGAUCUAAAUUCGGAUCUUCCUCUGGAUCUAACUUCGGAUCUUCCACUGGAUCUAACAUUGGAUCUUCUAGUUCUAACUUUGGAUCUUCCUCUGGAUCAAAUUUAGGAUCUUCCGGAUCUAACUUUGGAUCUUCCAAUUCUAACUUCGGUUCUUCUUCUGGAUCUAUCUUCGGAUCUUCCAAUUCUAACUUCGGUUCUUCUUCUGAACCUAACUUCGGAUCUUCCACUGGAUCUAACAUCGGAUCUUCCUCUGGAUCUAACUUCGGAUCUUCUUCUGGAUCUAACAUCGGUUCUUCUUCUGGAUCUAACUUUGAAUCAUCCACUGGAUCUAACUCUGGAUUUUCUAGUUCUAACUUAGGAUCUUCAUUUGGGUCUAACUUUGGAUCUUCCAAUUCUAAUUUCGGUUCUUCUUCUGCAUCUAAAUUCGGAUCUUCCAAUUCUAACAUCGGAUCUUCCAAUUCCAAUUUCGGAUCUUCCAGUUCUAACUUGGGAUCUUUCACUGGAUCUAACUUGGGAUCUUCUUCUGGAUCUAACUUUGUAUCUUCCAGUUCUACCUUAGGACCUUCUUCUGGAUCUAACUUCGGAUCUCCCAGUUCUAUCUUGGGAUCUUCCUCUGAAUCUAACUUCGAAUCUCCCAGUUCUAACCUGGGCUCUCCAUCUGGGUCUAACUUUGGGUCUUCCAAUUCUAAUUUCGGUUCUUCUUCUGGAUCUAUCUUCGGAUCUUCCAAUUCUAACAUCGGAUCUUCCAAUUCCAAUUUCGGAUCUUCCAGUUCUGACUUCGGAUCUUCCAAUUCUGACUUCGGAUCUUCCACUUUAAACCUCGGAUCUUCCUCUGGUUCUAACUUGGGAUUUUCUUCUGGAUUUAACAUGGGAUCUUCCAGUACUAACUUCGGAACGUCAUCUGGUUCUGACUUAGGAUCAUCUCGGGUCAGCUCCUCCUCUGGAUCAUCUACAACUUCCUCAACAAGUUCAGCUUCAGGUGGAGUGGCUGUUGUACUAGCUAAAGAUGGCGCCUUCGCCCAGCGCUCCAGUGUUCCUUCUCAGACUACCAGAUUCUGAAACCGUAAUUGUUGCUAUCAAGUGAAUGUUACUCCGGUUACCGACAACCUUAUCGAGUGCUUUCUCGUUUAACUACACUGACCCUUCUUAAUGAGCUGGACUGGUGAUUCAUGCUCUAUGUUUAAUCUGCCUUUUCAAGUGUUUCAGAAAUUUAACCAUAACACACAGUGUAUUAAUAACUAAGAAUAUUUUCAGGGGAUUUAAUUGAUUCAGAUCUCAGCACGACUAACUUAGAAGGUUUGAGGUUUUAAUCGGACUGUAGUGAAGUUUUUGCCAGUAGCUUAAUAAGUUCCCCCAGCAUGAGCAUUUUUAACCAUUAAGAAAAUUACUUACACCUGUGUCUUAUAUAAACUGAGAAUGUUUGUCCGCAUUAUGAUUAUCUUUUAACGUUAGUAACACUUAUUCAUGUUGUUAGUUAUUAAGCGAAACUCGAUAUAUAAUUUUAAGCAACAGUGUGUGUGUGAUGUAUGGAGCACAGCUAUAGUGUUGGAAAUGUUUUAUCAAAUAAAUGACGAUCUACAGUU